Molecule: messenger RNA, 5143 nt
Organism: Hyalella azteca
Lineage: Eukaryota; Metazoa; Arthropoda; Malacostraca; Amphipoda; Hyalellidae
Product: T-box transcription factor TBX20
Exons: 6
Coding region: 714-2438 (574 amino acids)
Biological process (GO): regulation of transcription by RNA polymerase II; heart development; cell fate specification
Cellular component (GO): nucleus
Molecular function (GO): RNA polymerase II cis-regulatory region sequence-specific DNA binding; DNA-binding transcription factor activity, RNA polymerase II-specific
Source: RefSeq, a predicted model, not a curated record
CUCAAUGUCGUGACCUAAAAGUAAAAAAUUUCAGUACAUUAUACAUAUAUAUUUUAAUCUCGGCUAAUACGUAAAACUCUGCGGAGUUGCUAAACCAGAUUUAAGUUAUCUAUCUCUAUUAAUUUAUUCGGCCGGCAGUUUGAGUUUAUUUUAUGAAGACUAUGAACAGAAAAUAUGUUACUUAACACACAAUAACAAGAAUUUAAAACGAGGUUUCGUUACUUGUUUAAGCAAAAACUCUUCCGUUGAUAAUUAAAUAAUUCGCGGAGAAUAACUGAUGAAAGAGAAUAUAGAAUGUAUGCCCAAACUAAAACAAUGACAGAAAAAGUAUUCGUCGGUUCAAAAUAAAGUUCAAGUAUUGUUUAUAAUCGGCACAGAAAAGGCGCAAAAAUAGCCUCGAUCUGCACGAUAUUAACUUCAAAUCAGUCAAUAAACACAUUAUUUAGCGCAUAAAUGAUCGCAUUGACAAUUUAUUGCCCCGCGAAAUUACCAAAUCUCACGAAAAUUCAAAGCUGUCGCUGAUCCACGUUCUGGCGAUCGGUUAUCAUUCCGAAGACUGGCCUCCGUCAUAACUAAACUCACGAUAAACAAGACUGCAAUCAACGAAGUGUUAGGUUGUGUGUCGGUUAUCAUUCCGAAGACUGGCCUCCGUCAUAACUAAACUCACGAUAAACAAGACUGAAAUCAACGAAGUGUUAGGUUGUGUGUGCAAUAUGAUGCUCGCUGGAGCUCUAGACGACGCCAUGUCCGGAUGUAAAGCAAGGGCCACCGACUUCUCCAUCGCUGCCAUCAUGUCACGAGGCUCGGCGGCAGCCAACGCCAUCAGGCAUCCUUCGUCUCCACCUUUACAAAUAGGAAAACUGCCAGAAACGAGCAUCAAAUCGGAGGACGAGCUCGAUCCUCACAAUCUAGACCACGCUGAAGACAUCGACGUCGACGCCGUGUCCGAGCGAGAAGACAACGAAUCCUCCAAAGAAGACGCAUCCAGUUUGAUCGGAACGCCCCGAAGAAAUUCCCACAACUCGCACAUUAAUAAACAUAGUAACCACAGCAGCAGUCAGAAUGGACUUAGUAACAAGAGUCCUCGACAUCACCAGAACCAGAGUCCGUCGUCGCCUGAGCCUAUGGGAGUCGGCAAAGAAGACGACGAAGAUAAUCACUCACCGAACGGUGGCGCCGGAGGACGACCCAUCAAACCGACUAAAUUGGAACUGCGGGUACGAGGAAAUUGUCAAGACUUGGAGUCCAUUCCUUGUCACUUGGAAACCAAAGAACUCUGGGAAAAAUUCUACGAAUUGGGAACCGAAAUGAUCAUCACCAAAACGGGCAGACGCAUGUUUCCUACGGUGCGCGCUUCGUUCACGGGCCUGCGGUCGGAAGAACGGUACGCGGUGCUACUGGACAUCGUACCGGUUGACAGCAAACGGUACCGGUACGCAUACCACCGGUCGUCGUGGUUGGUGGCUGGUAAAGCGGAUCCCCCGCCACCGUACCGGCUGUAUGCUCACCCAGACUCGCCGUUUACAGGAGAGCAGCUCAAGAAGCAAGUUGUCAGCUUCGAAAAGGUCAAGCUCACCAACAACGAGAUGGACAAGGGCGGACAGCAGAUAGUCCUGAACUCGAUGCACCGCUACCAGCCACGCAUCCAUCUGGUGCGGCUAAAGGAGGGGCAGUCGGUCCCCAUAACGGACCUGGACUGUGAGGACCACAGGACCUACAUUUACCCUCAAACCGUAUUCACAGCCGUCACCGCCUACCAGAACCAGCUCAUCACUAAGCUGAAAAUCGACAGCAACCCGUUCGCCAAAGGCUUCAGAGACUCGUCGCGCCUCACAGAUUUCGAGAGGGACACCAUGGAAGGAAUGUUCGCAGACCCCCACUAUCUAGGAGCCAGGUUGCCCGGUUACCUCGAUCUUGACGCUGAAAACAACCUCAUAGAAAAAGCUCGAACCCGUCUCAUAUGGGGCGGACUUGCAGCUUUAACCUCACAAUCAGGCUCGUCACCUCAUCAACCUUCCCCGUCGCUUAUGACAAGCCCACACCAAUUUUCGAAUCUUCCAAAUCUCUCUAGUCUGCAAAGUUUACCUAACCUACAAGGGCUCUACGGUUUAAAUGGAGCAGCACGUGGAAGUCCAGCGGCCAGUUUGCCGAUACCAGCGCAUCUCUGGAGUCAGUGGACAGCUUUGCACGGACUCGCAUCGGCAUCUAAUCCUAAUCCAGCUUUAGCAGCGGCCGCGGCGGCGAGUCAUCUUGGCAAUCCUCAGGUUUCUGCAGCUUUAGCUUUGGCGUCGACCUCAGCAUCGUCGCCGGUUGUUGUAUCGUCGCCCAACGGUCACAUAACACGGCCGUUAUUCCCCGCACCGCUUAAUCUUCACCGUUAUUCCCCCUACUUCUUGCCAAAGAGCUCACCUCAAGAACCUCCUGACCAGCAAUCGUAGAAAUAUCAAUGUCGAUGUAUAUUUACGGUAUCCGAAACUACGUAGUUUUCGCAAAGGGUUUCUCGUUCGCGUACUGAUAGUAUUAUAGGCAAUUAUGUUUUUGGUCAUCCUUGCUUGAAAUAACAAUCUAUGAUUGAGCAAGAUGUUGUAAUUGCCAACUUAAAUAUUGUCAACGUUUUACAGUUUUAUUCGGUGAAGAAGCAAUUAAGUCUGGAACGGAGGCGUUCGACCUAGAAUAUGAUUUUCUUUAUCUGAAAUCAAAAUUAGUUUCAAUCAUCCAUCCCUAAGUUGGCAUUAUCCAUGCAUGAUUUUGCACAAUCAAUUAAUCAAUCAACUAGCCUAGACGAUCAGCGUCGGAAUAGUUAAUCUGAGCGAAUAAAAAUUCUAUAACGAAUUCAAUACGAAUAAUUCAUAACGAAUUAUAAAGUAAAUAAUUGCAAUUCACCUAGGAAAUUUGUCCCGAUGUGCAAUUUCAUUAAACGCUCCACAUAUCUUCGGUAAUUGUGUACUCAGAAUAUCCUAUCGUUUGAAGCAUAAAACAAAAUUAAAAUAAAUGCCCAUAAGUAGGUUUCAACUUUGUUUCAAAAUUUUCGUACUUUUUUCUGGAAGAUAAGUACAAAUAAACAUUCGGACGCCAACUUUAUUGUACCUUAUGCUGAAUAUAAUAUUCAAUCUAUCACAAAAGUAUGGAUGAGAAAACUUAUGUGGCCUCAUGCUUAACAGUAAUUCAUUUAUUCAAGAUAGAAAUUAUCAUAAAAAAAUCACGUCACGUUUACAAAUCGUCCCAAGCUUCUAAAUAAUUUAAAGCUUUGCGUUCCAGCAAUCGCUUUAUUUAAAUCGAAAACUGGAAACAUAAAAGGAAUGUAUGAUUUUUACGUGCACUGUAUGCUGUUUUUGUAAAGUCAUGUCCAUUCAUACAGAUGUGUAAAUAGUUUUAAAUAUUACUCCGUACACUGUAAAUAAAUAUCGGUGUUUGUUUAUGUAUUCAAUUAGCUUAUGGUAACGAACUGGAAUUCUCUCAAUCGUAUGGCUAGAUUUUUGUUGCCAACUUGAUCAGUCAAGAACGUUAAAAUAACGGAUAUUAAUAAAUAUAUAAUUAAAUGGAUUGAAUCAUUCAAAUUUUGAUUUAACAGGCGCAGUGAUCAUUCACUAGAGAAUGACAAUAACCCGAAAACUAACAUAAUACGUGUAAGAUACUUAUUAGCCUUAACCAAGCAUCAAUGAUGUCUUUAAAUUGCUGCAGUGCCGUAACAAACUUGCAUACAGAGUGCAAGAUUGCAAAAAAACGAUGGGGCAUUGACCCUCCCAAUAAAAAUAAUACAUGAAUGAGAGAAGGUCGCUAACUAUGGUUCGUUUAAAAAUGUACGGUCAUAAAUUAUGUGUUUGUUAAUGCAUACAUGAUGCAAAAACAUGGACUAGAACAUGAAAACGAACCCUACAACUUGGAUUUCGGGCAAAAUUGACUUAAAAAGUGUGGUAAAUUCAGUCUUGAUAAAUAAAAUAUAUUUGAUUCGCAAAUAUAUAAUUGAAUAUAUAUGAGCGCGUUGUAGAGGUUAGUCUUGAAUCAUCUUCAUAUGAGCGUUGUCUGAGCCCACGAGUUUUGUGAGUGUCAGAAUCCUGUGUUUUUGGAACCUCAUGUGGCAAAUUUACAACGAAAAGAAAUAAUAAAAUUUCAGAAGCCAAUUACAGACCAAAAUGCGUCCCUAAAUUUAUACCAUUUAAAUUCAACUAAGCAGUUAAGGAAUCGUUACAAAUUAAAAUGAAAUUGUUAUAAUUUUUGCACAUUUUAUUUAUCUGUUUCUUAUUUUAUUUCGAAUUUUUUUUCUAGAAAUUAUACCUUCAUUCAGUUUUGGACGGUAAAUGAACAUCUAUUAAAUUUUGAGAUCAGCAACGGUAGGUAAUAAGCUGAUCGAUUCUCGAAGAUGAGAUUUUAAAAGAUUGUAUAAAAAUAUUUAAAGAUAGUAACUUUUACCGGAACUUGGCUAUUAUAGGUUGUGCGCGAGAUGUAAUCGUCUGGCACGGUAUUUAUCAUUGGUUGAACUAGAUGACCUCUCAAUGGCCCUCCAACCUGUCAGCGGUAAGCGCUUUCCAUACAGCUUAUUAUAUUUUUAGUUGUUGGUUCAGAAUUCAAAAGAUAUUCAAGAGUAUAAAUUGUCGUUGAAAAGUUGCAUUCGAGCGCCACUUUUAAUUUUGACAGUCUUUCUUGAAAGAACUUCAAUUGGUUGCUAUAAUGUGAUCCUAAUGAGCAAAAUAGUUCCCAAGGAACGACUAGCCACUCAGUGUCAAAUUAAUCGUCAGAUGAGAAUAGUUUUGUCGUUAUUCUUUUCUUCAAGUAAAGAACUUUUAACAGAACUAAUUCUCGACCACUCUCAAAUGUAAACUUUUCAUUUCUGAAAUGUUUACAGAACUAAUUUUUUUCAUCCUCAUAUGUAAACCCUUAUUUUAUGCUUUCGAUCACCCUCAAAUUCGACCAUAAUUUUUUUUUUAAUUUUAAGCAAAACGAAAAAUUAUUACUUUCCAUUCCAGAAGUGAACAUGCUUUUCAUAUGGAGGGAAGUUUAACAGUCAUUUAGAGACAAUUACACCUUUCUUUUUUAGGUGAACAUAAUUCUAAAGAAUAAUUGUAAAAUUAACAUAUUUGUUUUCUGUACAGUUAUAUAUAUAGAUGUACGAAUUAGGUCGAGAAUAAACCUGUUUUAAAAAUUU